UCACGGAAGGGGCGGGCCCUCUCGCUACCGUAACGCCACUGAAGGGGGAGCGGUCUCUCUCUGCCGUGACGUCACGCGCUGCCGCCGGUCACGCCCCCGGCGGCGUCACGCGCGCGCGGCCCGUUCGGCGCGGGGCCCGGCGGUGACACCGGCACCGCCUCAUCCUCCUCAACCUCCUCACCCUCACCCUCACCGCCAUGGCGGGCGGCCCGCAGGAGAACACCCUGCUGCACCUCUUCGCCGGGGGGUGCGGAGGAACAGUUGGAGCCAUCUUCACAUGUCCCCUGGAGGUGAUAAAGACAAGGCUGCAAUCCUCCAAGCUGGCCUUCAGGACUGUGUACUACCCCCAGGUGCAGCUGGGGACCCUCAGUGGGGAAGGAGUGGUCAGGCCAACGUCUGUGUCCCCCGGGCUCUUCAGUGUUCUCAAGUCAAUUCUGGAAAAAGAAGGACCAAGGUCACUCUUCCGAGGGCUGGGUCCAAACUUGGUUGGAGUUGCACCAUCAAGGGCUGUUUAUUUUGCAUGCUACUCCAAAGCCAAAGAGCAGUUUAACAGCAUGUUUGUGCCCAACAGCAACAUUGUGCACGUCUGUUCUGCAGGUUCUGCAGCCUUUAUCACAAAUUCCCUGAUGAACCCUAUAUGGAUGGUGAAAACAAGAAUGCAACUGGAAAGGAAAGUGAGGGGCUCCAAACCAAUGAAUGCUUUGCAGUGUGCUAGAUAUGUUUACCAGACAGAAGGUAUCCGUGGUUUCUAUAGGGGCCUGACUGCCUCCUAUGCAGGGAUUUCUGAGACCAUUAUCUGCUUUGCUAUUUAUGAAAGUUUAAAGAAGUACUUAAAGGAAGUACAACUGCCCCCUUCUUCUAGCGGAACCGAGAGAACCUCCACAAGCUUCUUUGCACUGAUGGUUGCUGCUGCUGUUUCCAAGGGCUGUGCCUCCUGCAUUGCUUAUCCUCAUGAGGUGAUCCGGACACGGCUGCGGGAGGAGGGCACCAAGUACAAGACUUUCCUGCAGACAGCUCGGCUGGUGGCACGGGAAGAGGGGUACCUGGCCUUCUACAGAGGACUCUUUGCCCAGCUCAUCAGGCAGAUACCAAACACAGCCAUUGUCUUGUCCACCUACGAGUUGAUUGUCUAUCUCUUGGAGGACCACACCAAGUAGCAGAGCCAAGAUCCCUGUUACAGACUGAAGACCAAUUUCUUCAUUGAACAAAAAGUCUUUUAAGAGACUGUUGUAGGUGGCAGUGCUGGUGGAAACACUACAAGUCUGUGACCAUCUGUGGAUAUUUCCUUUUGGACUCAUGUUUUCAAAAAAGGUCUCAAGUUAUUAAUGUUAAUAGUUAAUUAUAAUUUUUUUAAACUUGAUAAUUAAAUGCUACUAAAUUAAAUUACAGUAUUUAAUUUAAUUAUAUGUUUGUCCUUUUCCUUAAGCACAGCCAUAUGUGGUCAAGGAAUGUACCUCAUACUAUCAAGUGAUCUCUUGGACUGAUGUUCAUUAAAGCUGUAUUAAAACAGGAGAACUGGCUUGGA
Oenanthe melanoleuca is the source of this 1525-nucleotide messenger RNA. RefSeq names its product solute carrier family 25 member 33 (gene SLC25A33). Gene Ontology annotation, molecular function: pyrimidine nucleotide transmembrane transporter activity. Gene Ontology annotation, biological process: pyrimidine nucleotide import into mitochondrion. The transcript is spliced from 7 exons. Gene Ontology annotation, cellular component: mitochondrion. Lineage: Eukaryota; Metazoa; Chordata; Aves; Passeriformes; Muscicapidae. The coding region runs from base 198 to 1157 and encodes 319 amino acids. The record is from RefSeq and is a predicted model, not a curated record.